This is a messenger RNA of Coregonus clupeaformis (lake whitefish), 4013 nucleotides long. Its product is annotated as disintegrin and metalloproteinase domain-containing protein 33. Bases 91 to 2979 code for a protein of 962 amino acids. Gene Ontology annotation, biological process: proteolysis. The record is from RefSeq and is a predicted model, not a curated record. Gene Ontology annotation, molecular function: metalloendopeptidase activity. Lineage: Eukaryota; Metazoa; Chordata; Actinopteri; Salmoniformes; Salmonidae. The transcript has 23 exons.
CCGCUCGGGUGUCAAAGCAGAGAGAGCAAAAGAGGGACUCAGUAUCAGCGAGGAACGGGAGGACGAAUAACGGUACUGUGGACAACAGUGAUGUACAGCAAACAUAGGCAGAAAAAUUGCCAAAUAUCACCGGCACAAUGUGGACGUUCCCUUAUUAUGCUGUCUUUGCUACUACUAAAUGGCAUACUGGAAAGUGCAAACGGAGAUACACGGGAACAAGGGGAGCUAAGGGGACAGACAGUGACAGCACAGUGGAUCUCUCAAGGACGCACCAAGAGGGAGGCUGCUGGGACUGCUACACCACAGGACCAGUACCCGGACAAUGGGGAAAUAGUGCUGUCCUCCAACGACCUUGAAAUGGUGCUACAUGUGGAACGGAAUCAGGAGCUCCUGGGUCCAGACUUCACAGAAACACACUACAAUGAAGAUGGGCAGCCUGUCACUGUGGCCCCCAAUUACACUCAUCACUGCUUCUACCAUGGGCAUGUGAGAGGACACAUCGACUCAUGGGUAGCCCUCAGCACAUGUUCAGGAGUGAGGGGCCUGAUUGCCUUGAACUCAAACGAUACCUAUUACCUUGAGCCAAUCAGAGGGCUGGACUCUCUCCAUCACUCAUUGGUCAGCGCAGAGGAUCUGCCAAUUAGAGGCGGGACCUGCGGCCACGGGCAUCAGACUGGACACCCCAACCUCCUCUCUGGUUUUCUUAAACCUUUGCAUCAAAGGGUGAGACGAAAUACCUGGGGCACCACCAAGUACAUGGAGCUGUACAUCGUGGCUGACAGUACACUGUAUAAACUACAAAAUAAGGACUACCAGAAAACCACACUGAGGAUAAUGGAGAUUGCCAAUUAUGUUGAUAAGUUCUACAGAACUCUGAAUAUCCGGGUGCCUCUGAUUGGUCUGGAGGUAUGGAAGGAGAGGGAUGAGUGUAUCAUCACAGAGGAGCCCAACACCACGCUCUGGUCCUUCCUACAGUGGAGACAGAAGCUCAAGUCCCGCAAGAAGCACGACAACGCACAGCUACUGACGGGAGUGAUAUUUAAGGGGACCACCAUAGGGAUGGCGCCGCUGGAGGGGAUGUGUAGCCUGGAGAAUUCUGGAGGUAUCAACGUGGACCAUUCCGAUUUACCCAUCGGCGCUGCCGCCACUAUGGCCCACGAGAUUGGCCACAACUUUGGCAUGAGCCACGACCACGAGGGCUGCUGUGUGAAAGCGACUGCGGAGCAGGGGGGCUGUGUGAUGGCUGCUGCCACCGGGCAUCCAUUCCCCCGUGUCUUCAGCAGCUGCAGCAAAAGGGACCUGGACAACUACUUCCAGAAGGGAGGGGGGAUGUGCCUCUUCAACAUGCCCAACAUGAAGGACCUUGUUGGGGGCAAGAGGUGUGGCAAUGGCUUUGUGGAGUAUGGAGAAGAGUGUGACUGCGGAGAGCCAGAGGAAUGCACUAAUGACUGCUGCAACGCCAACAACUGCACAUUGAAGGAGGAGGCUCAGUGCGCCCAUGGGGUCUGCUGCGAGGGCUGUAAGCUGAAGCAGGCAGGUACCAUGUGUCGUGGUCCUGCGGGGGCAUGCGACCUGCCUGAGUACUGCACUGGAGGCUCUCCAUACUGCCCAGCCAACGUUUACCUGCUGGAUGGAUCCUCCUGCCUGUACGGUCAUGCCUACUGCUACAGUGGCAUGUGUCUGACCCACGAACAACAGUGUCUGCAGCUGUGGGGCUACGGUGCCCGGCCAGCGCACGACGCCUGCUUUCAAGACGUCAACGCAGCAGGGAACGCAUUUGGAAACUGUGGGAAGGACGGACAGGGAAACUACAUGAAGUGCGAGAAGAGCGAUGCAAAAUGUGGGAAGAUCCAGUGCCACAGUGCGGCCAAGAAGCCUAAGGGCACCAAUGCAGUGUCCAUUGACACCACCAUCCGUAGGGAUGGCAUGGAGGUGAAGUGCCGGGGGACGUACGUCUACACCACCCAGGAUGGACAGGGGGACCUCCCCGACCCAGGCCUCGUCAUGACAGGCACCAAGUGUGGAGAGGGGAAGGUGUGCAGGGACCGCCGGUGCCAAAAUGCCUCUUUCACCGAGCUCGAGAGCUGCAUCGCUCACUGUCAGGGCCAUGGGGUGUGCAACAGCAAUGGCAACUGUCACUGUAACCGAGGGAGGGCGCCUCCCUUCUGUGAGAAGCCUGGCCUGGGGGGCAGCGUGGACAGUGGGCCUGUCCAGUACGACAGUCAGCUGGGGUUGGUGGUAGGCCUUCUCUUUGCCUUCCUGGUGCUACUACCUGGGAUCCUCAUCGCAUUCUACUGCUACAAGAUCAAGAGCUCCUACUACCACAAGUGGCUGUCCCAGAGAGAGAAGAACAACAAGGCUAACAGACUUGAAGGCUCUAUGGAGAAGGGUAAGAACGGACGCCUCAACCCAGCGUUUCAUCUGAAGGUGGUGGGGCUGGCGAACAAAGGAAACAGUCACAAGGGGCUCCCUCACACCAGCAAAGAGGUGCUGCCUCUCAGGCCAGGCCCCACCACCAACGGCACCCAGCCAGUCAACAUUGUGCGUCCCCUAAGUCCCGCCCCCUCGCCGCAUAACACGCUACAGAGCUUCAAGGUGGUCCGCCCGCCUUUACCUGUCAGCAAGCCGCCCGGGGCCCCGUCCAAAUCACCCACCCCCCCUCAGAAACUCACCCCGCCAAAGAAACCGCUGCCCCUCAACCCAACACGAUCACCACUGUUGGUGUCAAAGCUGCAGCCCAGACACUCCCCCUCUCCUCCUCAGAGGCCCCUCCCCCUCAGCCCUGUCCGAGGGGGGGUGUUACAAAUGAGCCCAGCGACGGCAGUUCCUCCCAAACCCUCAAAUGGGCUGCUGGUGAUGAUGCCCCCUGCAAUCGGCCCCAAACCAGUGGGCAAGGUGUCUGUCAUCCCCCCUCUCAAAGCACUCAGACCGGUCCCAGGAGCGAAACCAAAUACAGUCUCGUUGCCUUUCCGAAAAUGACCCUGGAAGUCUAUCAGGUGCCGGCAGUCAGCAGCAAGCAGUUAGUCUAUUUGCACUAUAAAGACCCGGUUGGAGGGCUGGUACAAGGCAGACGCUGUCCAACAGUCAUAGGGGACGAGGCAGAGGCUGAUGGAGGGUGGAGAGGGAAGCAAGAGGAGGGGGUACUGGAGUGAACUUGGUCGUUCUCCCUCCAGAGGGUCCUGUCGCCUGACUUGAAAAUCGUGACCUGAAUGACCUCACCCUGUCCCGUGACAACGAUGAAAGACGACGCGGUUUUGCACGUAUGGAAAACCGUGCAGACUGAGAUGUGGUAUUGCUGGUAGUGGUCACAUUGCCAAAACCUUGAUUUUUAUUGUUUGUUUGUUUUUAUUGUCAAUCCGUUUAUAGGACUAGCUAGCAUUUUUAUUAUUAUUGUUGUUUAGAUGUCUGUUUACAUCUUAAAAAAUUAAUGGUUUGUGUUAUGUGCCAAAGAGUACUUUUGAGGCAUGUUGAUCAUUGCAAUUUGAUUUGAAUGUCUCUUGCUGUGUGUCAUUUUUGAGGGGAAUUGUUACAUAAAAAAACUCACCUUUUUACAAAACUGACUUGUGUACUUCUUCUUCCUCUGUGUUUUCUAGGUUGAAAUCUACAUAUAUAUUGAAAUAUAUUAUUCAUACGUUUCUCCCAUCCAUAUUUAUAAAAACUGUCAAGUCAUGGCCAGGACAGCUGAAGCUAUGGGACUUGACACUCCAAAGGCAUCACCCUCUCCUCGGCUUUGACUUUUUAUUCAACACGGAGGACUUGACACAGCCAAGUUGUUACACAUACACAUAGAGCUUCAGAUCUGGACCCAUCACACACAAUCCUCAAUGCCUUACCCAAUGCCGUAGUCUUUUCUAAAGUACAGUAUCAAAUCUUUAAUCAUUAGAUUGUUAUAUCAAUAGAUUGCCUAAUUUCCAAUACACAAAAGAGACAUUCUGUCAUGAAAAGAGGGGAAAUUCUUUGCAAGCUUAGAUAAGCUUAAACAAGUGGCCUUGUAGAGAACUGUAGAAAAGCAU